CACCUUGUUUGUGGAGAGAACUAGAAAGAGCUCGAGAAAGAGUGAGAAAAAUGGAUCAUAGCACUCAGCAGGAUAGCGUUGAAGAACAGGUGAAGAAAAAGCCUUUGAAAGAAGAAGUUCAUGAAAAGGUCCCUGCUCCAGUCCCACUUCCUGAAUUAUUUCCAGAACUGGAUGAAAAAGAGUAUGAGACAAAGCUAUCUAAAGUUAAUGUUGAAGACAUCGUUAAAGGUAUUCGUAUUCUGCUGAUGACUGCCACUGAUGUAGAGCUAAGAGGAGUGCUGGGCUACUUGAAGCCGUUAGAUGGUCGGGAUAAAGUUAUCAAAAAAUUCAUUAACACCGUUUAUAUCUACAUUGGAAAAUAUGGGAAGUAUAGAGUUGUGGUUGGAAAGAGUGCAGAUAGUAAAGGUCAACAAGGUGGUUUAAAUGCUUUUAUAAUCACAAAUAAGAUAAUGGAGAUACCAGAAUUUAAGCCAAGAUAUAUAAUUGCAGUUGGAAUCUGCUUUGGAAUGGAUCGAAGCAAAGUGCAACUUGGCGACGUCAUUGUUUCUAACAUGAUUGUGGAUUUAAAUAACUUUAAGAUGGUAAACGGGAGUUUUGACAUUCGUGGACCUCAACCUGGAGCAGGAAAUAUUCUUUUACGCUCCUUUAAGAACACUUCUAAAUUUGAAAAAAAGCAUUCUGAUAAAGAAAAUGCCAAAGAGGUCAAAGUUCAUUGCAGUCCCAUUGUUUCUACUUCUGCUUUGGUCAAUGAUGAAGAUUUUAAAGAAGAUUUAAGAAAAGUACGUUCUGAUGCUCUUGGUGGGGAAAUGGAAGGAACUGGAAUAUUUCGUGCUGCUAGUGAAGCUGAUCAUAAAGUAGAAGCUAUUGUUAUUAAAGCUGUUGGUGAUUGGGGUGAUGGGAAGAAAGAUGAAUACCGAGGUUGGAAGGAUUUUGCAUCUCAUACAGCUGCUACGUAUGUUCAUCAUAUAUUGAAUGAUGAUCUAAAGUAGUGGUGUGCUAUUAUUAUUAUUAAAUAUUUAAUUAAUUUUUGCAUUUUUGAUGAUGAUUGUGCAAAUGAUCUGUAGUAUGAACUAGAGUGAAUUUUUUUAUCAUUGUGAAAAUUAAUUAGUUUUUGCAUUUAAAAAAUUUAGUCUGUUAGAUGCCAUCAUAA
This is a messenger RNA of Amphimedon queenslandica, 1150 nucleotides long. RefSeq lists its product as uncharacterized. Gene Ontology annotation, biological process: nucleoside metabolic process. The record is from RefSeq and is a predicted model, not a curated record. The transcript has 2 exons. Gene Ontology annotation, molecular function: adenosylhomocysteine nucleosidase activity; methylthioadenosine nucleosidase activity. Gene Ontology annotation, cellular component: cytosol. Bases 51 to 989 code for a protein of 312 amino acids. NCBI's taxonomy places the organism in Eukaryota, Metazoa, Porifera, Demospongiae, Haplosclerida, Niphatidae.